AUGAUGGUGCAGGGCCUGGGUGCACGCAGUGGACAGGCGCACGCGCAGGUAUACGCCUUAAGUAAGACAGGGAUCGAGCGAUCGGUGCUCUCGUUCACACCACGUGGUGGGGCAGACCCGGGGAGGCGCGGGCGAUACAGCAGUCUGCUAGUUUACCAGGGCGGAGUGACAUUCAACUUCCAAGAGAAUCGACAGGGCCCGGUGCAAGUGUCCGAUUUAUCGAUCGAACCCGUAACAAAAACAAAUAUCUAUGACAGUGCUCAAAGCAAAAACAUAACAUUGGAUGAUAUAUUCAUAAGUGUCAAAACAACGAAACACUAUCAGUAUACCAGGCUACCGAUCAUUUUGAAAACAUGGUUCCAGCUUGCAAAAGAACAGACAUGGUUCUUUACGGACACAGACAACCGCCAACAUCAAAAUCAGACGAAUGGUCACAUGGUAAACACCAAGUGCUCGGCGUCCCACCAACGUAAACACCUCUGCUGCAAAAUGUCCGUUGAGUACGACCACUUUUUGGAAAGCAGUAAAAAAUGGUUCUGCCACUUUGACGACGACAACUAUGUGAACGUCCCACGUCUAGUAAAGAUACUUCAAAAGUACAACCAUCAAGAAGACUGGUACUUGGGACGAACUUCGGUAUACGAACCCGUUAAAAUAUUCAAAAAGCCAACCAAUAAGUUGAUGUUUUCAUUCUGGUUUGCAACGGGGGGAGCUGGAUUUUGUAUUAGCCGCAGCUUAGCUCUGAAAAUGUUGCCAGUGGCAAGUGGCGGCCGAUUCAUUAGUAUCUGUGAAGGUAUUCGAUUACCAGAUGACGUAUCAAUCGGAUUUGUUAUUGAACACCUAAUGAAGAAGAAUUUAACGCUAGUUCCAGAAUUUCACUCGCACUUGGAACAGAUGAAGCUUAUAAUUCCCGAGACGUUCCGAGAUCAAAUUUCGUUUAGCUACGCAAAGACGAAGGAUGAAUGGAAUGUCGUUAAUGUGCCUGGAUUUGAUACUAGUUACGAUCCUACCAGGUUCCUCUCGCUGCAUUGUUUCCUGUUUCCCCAUUUUAAAUUUUGCCCCAGA
Molecule: messenger RNA, 1065 nt
Organism: Iphiclides podalirius (scarce swallowtail)
Lineage: Eukaryota; Metazoa; Arthropoda; Insecta; Lepidoptera; Papilionidae
Source: the annotation of a GenBank genome assembly